Telopea speciosissima is the source of this 1771-nucleotide messenger RNA. RefSeq names its product probable U3 small nucleolar RNA-associated protein 7. Gene Ontology annotation, biological process: maturation of SSU-rRNA from tricistronic rRNA transcript (SSU-rRNA, 5.8S rRNA, LSU-rRNA). Gene Ontology annotation, cellular component: small-subunit processome; 90S preribosome; nucleolus. NCBI's taxonomy places the organism in Eukaryota, Viridiplantae, Streptophyta, Magnoliopsida, Proteales, Proteaceae. The record is from RefSeq and is a predicted model, not a curated record. Gene Ontology annotation, molecular function: protein binding. The coding region runs from base 12 to 1700 and encodes 562 amino acids. The transcript is spliced from 8 exons.
CUGUCCUAGAGAUGAGAUGCUAUUUUCUUAGAUUAACGUUGUACUAUCUUUAUAUGCUGCAGUAUCUGUAUUUUGAAUCAUCAACCGGCCAGAUGGGGGUGGAACAAGGGCACGGCACUUCUGACGAACUAAUGCCUCCAGUUGAGAAGGAUAUUUCUGCCGACUUGGAUUUGAAAGUAAAGAAGUAUCUUCGUGGCGAGGGUGCUAAUUUGGAGGUUUUGCAAGAUAAAAAACUGAAAGGACAACUUGCACUUAGAGAAGAACUGUAUGGAAAAUCUGCGAAAGCUGCUGCCAAUGCUGAAAAGUGGCUUAUGCCAAGUGAGGAAGGCUACUUGGAGGCUGAAGGUCUAGAGAAGACAUGGAGGAUCAAACAAGAAUCAAUUGUUCGUGAAGUAGAUCUAUUGAGCUCAAGGAAGCCAUUUGAUAUGGUUUUACCAGAGCUAGGCCCAUACACACUGGACUAUACCUCAAGUGGUCGUUACAUGGCAGUUGCUGGACGCAAGGGCCACCUGGCAAUCAUAGAUAUGAAAAACAUGGGCCUAAUUAAAGAGUUUCAGGUUAGGGAAACAGUUCGUGAUAUUGUUUUCUUGCACAAUGAGCUAUUCUUUGCUGCCGCGCAGAAAAAGUAUCCAUAUAUAUAUAACAGGGAUGGUACAGAACUUCACUGUCUUAAGGAACAUGGUGCAGCGGUAAAACUUCAGUUUCUGAAGAACCACUUCCUCCUCGCAUCAAUAAACAAAUUCGGUCAGCUUCAUUACCAGGAUGUCACGAUGGGUGGAAUGGUGGGUAACUAUCGGACUGGUCUUGGCCGUUGUAAUGUAAUGGAGGUGAAUCCCUUCAAUGCUGUUGUAACAUUGGGUCAUUCCUGUGGCAAAGUCACCAUGUGGAAGCCCACCAGUUCUGCUCCUCUUGUUAAGAUGCUGUGCCAUCAUGGACCCAUCUCUGCAGUCGCCUUUCACCCCGGAGGCCAUCUAAUGGCUACAGCGGGCAUGGAGAGGAAGAUAAAGAUUUGGGAUUUGAGGAAAUUCGAAGUUCUCCACACGUAUUCAGGCCAUGCCAAGACAUUGGAUUUCAGUCAGAGAGGCUUACUUGCUAUUGGAAAUGGAUCACGCGUACAGAUAUGGAAAGACUCAUCUGGAGCCCAGGACUAUGGCCGUUACAUGAGUCAUUCAAUGGUAAAAGGUUAUCAGAUAGGAACUGUGUUGUUCCGACCCUAUGAGGAUGUUGUGGGUAUUGGGCACUCCAUGGGUAUAUCAUCCAUUCUAGUCCCAGGAUCUGGAGAACCCAAUUUUGAUUCCUGGGUGGCAAACCCAUUCGAAACUUCUAAGCAACGGAGGGAGAAAGAGGUGCAUUCUCUUCUGGACAAGCUUCCACCAGAGACAAUCAUGUUGGAUCCCACUAAGAUAGGUACUGUGAGACGAGCAAGGAAGAACGAAAAACCAACAAAGCAGGAGAGAGAGGCUGAGAUGGAAGCAACCGUUGCUGCUGUGAAAAGCAAGACCUUCAAGAAGAAAACAAAAGGGAGGAACAAGCCAAGUAAACUGGUGACAAAGAAGCAGGAAGAGGUUGUAAGAGCCAAGAGGCCUUUUGUGGAACAACAAAUGAGGGAAGAGCAACAGAAACUAAAGAAGCAGAGAAUAAGUGAGGACAACCAGCUCCCCAAAUCUCUGCAGCGGUUUGCUCGCAAGAAGGCAACAUGAUUUGUUGUUUUUCUUAUUUUACAUGUUAGAACCCAAGUAAUUUAUCCUUCCCAGCUCCCCAAUUUAGGAGG